AGAACACAAGUCUCUGACUGGUACCGCCCGGUACAUGAGCAUCAACACCCAUCUUGGACGUGAACAGUCUCGUCGAGACGACCUUGAAGCGAUGGGGCAUAUGUUCAUGUAUUUCCUGAGGGGUUCUCUGCCUUGGCAGGGUCUCAAAGCAGAUACUUUGAAGGAACGGUACCAGAAGAUAGGUGAAACCAAGAGAACGACUCCCAUCGAAGCGUUGUGCGAGGGUCAUCCUGAAGAAUUGGCGACCUAUUUAAAAUAUGUUCGUAAGCUAGAUUUCACUGAAACGCCCGAUUAUGAAUAUCUCAGGAAACUGUUUAAGGACUUGUACGUCAAGAAAGGGUAUGCCGAGGACGGAAUAUUUGACUGGACAGAUCGCGUGUCCUGGAUCAACACCGAUGAAAGAAGAGAGUCUUUUAAAGCUGAAACCAAACUAAAAUAA
Anoplophora glabripennis (Asian longhorned beetle) is the source of this 439-nucleotide messenger RNA. Its product is annotated as casein kinase I-like. Gene Ontology annotation, cellular component: cytoplasm; nucleus; plasma membrane. The transcript has 3 exons. Gene Ontology annotation, molecular function: protein serine/threonine kinase activity. NCBI's taxonomy places the organism in Eukaryota, Metazoa, Arthropoda, Insecta, Coleoptera, Cerambycidae. Gene Ontology annotation, biological process: peptidyl-serine phosphorylation; positive regulation of canonical Wnt signaling pathway; endocytosis. The record is from RefSeq and is a predicted model, not a curated record. The annotation marks the transcript as partial.